Arabidopsis thaliana (thale cress) is the source of this 1776-nucleotide messenger RNA. RefSeq names its product beta HLH protein 71 (gene bHLH071). Bases 97 to 969 code for a protein of 290 amino acids. Gene Ontology annotation, cellular component: nucleus. Gene Ontology annotation, molecular function: protein dimerization activity. NCBI's taxonomy places the organism in Eukaryota, Viridiplantae, Streptophyta, Magnoliopsida, Brassicales, Brassicaceae. The record is from RefSeq and is marked reviewed. The transcript has 2 exons.
AUUUUUUUCGAAAACAAUAAAUUAAAGAUUUGGAAUGUUGCUAUAUAAAUCAAUGAUACUUAGUAAUUCAAUAAGGAAUAAACUUCGUGAAGAGAAAUGACUCUAGAAGCUUUAUCAUCAAACGGUCUUUUAAACUUUUUGCUCUCUGAAACUCUUUCACCAACUCCAUUCAAGUCUCUCGUCGAUCUCGAGCCAUUGCCGGAAAAUGAUGUCAUCAUAUCGAAGAACACAAUUUCGGAGAUAUCUAAUCAAGAACCGCCACCACAGCGACAACCACCAGCUACGAAUCGAGGGAAGAAGCGGCGGAGGAGGAAGCCUAGGGUUUGCAAAAACGAGGAAGAAGCUGAGAAUCAACGAAUGACUCACAUUGCCGUCGAAAGAAAUCGAAGAAGACAAAUGAAUCAACAUCUCUCUGUCUUGCGAUCUCUCAUGCCUCAACCUUUUGCUCACAAGGGUGAUCAAGCUUCAAUAGUUGGUGGAGCCAUAGAUUUCAUCAAAGAACUUGAACACAAAUUACUAUCUCUUGAAGCUCAAAAACAUCAUAAUGCUAAAUUAAACCAGUCGGUUACUUCUUCAACAAGUCAAGACUCAAAUGGUGAACAAGAGAAUCCUCAUCAACCAUCUUCACUAUCUCUAUCGCAGUUCUUUCUUCAUUCAUACGAUCCGAGCCAAGAGAAUAGGAACGGCUCAACAAGCUCGGUGAAAACCCCUAUGGAAGAUCUUGAGGUGACUCUAAUCGAAACUCAUGCUAACAUCAGAAUCUUGUCGAGAAGAAGAGGUUUCCGGUGGAGCACGUUGGCCACCACCAAACCGCCGCAGCUUUCGAAGCUGGUGGCUUCUCUACAAUCGCUGUCCCUCUCCAUUCUUCACCUUAGUGUCACAACAUUGGACAAUUAUGCUAUUUACUCCAUCAGCGCUAAGGUAAUAAAAUUAAAACCCUAUCAUCUGAACCGGACUAAACCGGAUUAGUUUCAAUGCAAUUUGUGCGGUAUUUAGAUCAAACAGAUUACAAGAUAGGACAUUUAUGCUAUUUACUCUAUCAGUAACUGAUGAAAAAAAAAAAAAAACUCUAUCAGUAACUAGGGUGAUACAAACCGGAGCUAAACCGGAUUUGUUCAAAUGCGACUUGAGGGGUAUUUUGGGAAUAUAUGUUAGGAAUUUAAAGCUAGACGGUCGAUUAUGUGCGGUCCAAGGGACAGAGCAUAUAAAAGGAAUGUCUAUGAGCUCUUAACUAGAUUUGGUCCAACAUUUAUUACCAUACUUGGUGGAGUCAUUUUUCUUAUUUUUCACCCAUUUCUUGAAAACAGGUUCAAUUAUUGCCACGUGGGUUAUAAAAAUUGUAACAAUUUGAAGCUUUUUUCAAAUUCACAUUAUGCUAUUUUUGUAAAAUCAUUUUCUUAUUGGAUGUUGAAAGGUGGAAGAGAGUUGCCAGCUAAGUUCAGUAGAUGACAUUGCAGGAGCAGUUCACCACAUGCUAAGUAUCAUUGAAGAGGAGCCUUUUUGUUGCUCAUCAAUGUCAGAAUUACCAUUUGACUUCUCUUUGAAUCACUCAAAUGUCACUCAUUCUCUCUGAGAAAUCUCUUUUUUGUUGUUGUUAUUCCUUCUUUUAAUUUUAUCACAUAGCACAUCUUUAGUUUUUUUUUUUCAGAAUGAAGAAACACAUAAGCUUUCUUUUAAAAUCCUAGGUUCUUUUUCUGACUUUGUAAAGGCUAAAUGUGAAUUUAUAAUGGCACAUAACAUAUUAGUUGUUUUACUCUUAAUUUUAUGCAUUUUCUG